AUGAGCACGGCCGCCGACGUCUCGGCUGGAGGUGCUGAGCUGCGGCACCGGCAGCUCUACGACGAUGCGUCUGAGGGAAGUGGUAGCAUCAGCCCCGGUCACCAGUCGCCAAUGGAACCGCAGUGCGCUGGCCAGGAUCCCCAGGAUGGUGACAUUGGCAAGCAAAAGAAGACUUUUGGUCGUACACCAGAUGGCACAGUAUUCGUUGUGCCGACUACGCAUGACAUGGUCUCACAGCUCCUUGAUCCGCGGCAGCCCAAGAACCUUUCAGACGUUAUCGUCUUGGCUAUUCUGGCAUUGCAUAUCCUAGCGGCAUAUUUCCUUCCGGCUGGGUAUAAGCGCCCCGUAUUUGCAGCCGUUUUCCUCUUUUGGAGAGCCUCUUACAAUGUUGGCAUCGGCAUCUUGCUACAUAUCCAAUCCCAUCACCGGCGCCUGAUUACCUGGGCCCAGCGAUGGAAGCUAUUCGAGCAUCCGAGCACUGGCAAUAAUCCCCGCCCAUGGCUGUACAAUCUGCUAAAGCGAGAGCUCGAAGCCAAGAUCCCUGAAGACUAUGAGUUUGAGAAGGCUCCCAUUGAAUACAACACCUGGCUCGUCUUCCGAAGGGUUGUUGACCUGAUCUUGAUGUGUGAUUUCGUGUCAUACUGUCUGUUCGCCAUUGUCUGUGGCCACUCACCAAAGGACGAGAGUAUACUUUUCGGAAGCUCUCGUUGGCUUUUGGGCAUCACACUGGUCGGUUUCAAUCUCUGGGUUAAGCUCGAUGCGCAUCGCGUUGUCAAGGAUUUUGCUUGGUACUGGGGAGAUUUCUUCUAUCUCAUCGAUCAGGAUCUCACAUUCGACGGUGUCUUUGAGAUGGCGCCCCACCCCAUGUAUUCGAUUGGUUACGCCGGAUACUACGGUAUAUCGAUGAUGGCAGCCAGCUACGAGGUGCUCUUCAUCUCCAUCCUCGCCCAUCUUGCCCAGUUUGCGUUCCUCGUGUCGGUGGAAAACCCUCAUAUCGACAAGAUUUACAAUCCUCCUGCCCCAAGAGAAAAGACUGGAAACCGAAGCCCAGUCACCCCCACGGUGGCUUUUGAUCUUCCGGCAGAAAAUACACUCAAGCGAUCCAAUUCCAUCUCGCAGAAGGAUAUGCCAGCACCUGUACACAAUCUCGUUGGGUUGCACAACAUGGAUCUGUUCCGGGUUCCAGACUGUGUUGUCGUUAUUCUGCCCAUCUAUGUCGCGGCCCUUACUUUUGCGACGCCGGCAACAUCCUUCUGGAAAGUAAUUUUCGUUGCUCACGCACUUUUGUGGCGGCUAUGGUAUCACGCUGGCCUCGGCUUCGUGUUGGACCGACAAUCUAAAUCAAAGAUGUGGACUCGCCACUUUCUUAAAUAUGGCGAGAGUGCUGGAGAAGCCUGGCGCCAAUGGAAAGCCAUGUACCAUAUCAGCAUGAUCAUGUGCAACACAUCUUUCAUUGCAGCUUGUUGGAAGAUGUACAACCUUCCGGAAGACUGGGGCUACGGCCUGGUUCUUUUCAAGCACGUGCUUGGAGCUGGCUUGAUUGCUCUACAGCUAUGGACUGCCUUCAGUGUGUAUGAUUCCCUCGGCGAAUUUGGCUGGUUCUGCGGCGACUUCUUCUUCGACCAUGAAGCCAAGCUUACAUACACCUCCAUCUACCGAUUUCUCAACAACCCCGAAAGAGUUUUUGGAACUGCUGGCAUCUGGGGUGCUGCUCUCAUCACCUGGAGCCGAGGCAUUUUCAUCACUGCUCUGGUUACGCAAAUCUUGAAUGUCAUGGUCAUCGCGUUCGUCGAACGACCUCACAUGCAAAAGAUUUAUGGAAGAAGCAUUCGGGAGGAGGCAGGUCUCACCAAAUUCAUCAAGCGAUCAUUACCGCCUCCGGUCAAAGUAUGGCAGGAAAGCGUGGACAAGGUCCUGGACGACACCUCGCACUUUGUCGAAGAGUUUUUGGACAGUGCCCGCCCCAAGUUUGCUUCUGGUGUCAAAACUAUCGUCCGAGACACAUCUGCUCUUUUCAACGUAGCACCUGCCCGCCUCACGAUUACCAGAAUUGCCCCCGACCUCGCCGGACUGGAUCCUAAGCAGUAUUCACUCACUAUUGAGGGAACCCCCUCUCUUCAAUCGGCCGUUGACGAAAGAGCCACUGGUAAAGAGAGCUUCUCAGGACGCUUCCCAAAGCUGAUCAAGACGAAGACUUUUGAAUACGGUGCCCCUCUGCGAGUCAGGUGGCGAGCGCCCGCAAACCACAGCAAAGAAGAUUGGAUUGGCCUCUACAUGGUAACGGAUAAUCGCCUUCGAGACACGACCGAAGUUUCGUCACUCGGAAGGUGGACACCCACAUGCACUGGUGCCUACGAUGCUUCGAUGGCAAAUACUAGCAUUACUGUCAAGGAGCACGCCGUGGCCAAAGCUGAUCCCUCGGACCCUGAUAUGAUGGAGGGCGAGGUUGUUUUCCAAGGAGAUAAGCUAUGGUGGACGCAAGGUGUCUAUGAGUUUAGAUACCACCAUGAUGGACGUCACACGGUCAUGAGCAUCUCGGAACCUUUCGAAAUCCGCAUCAGCAAAUUUGACGAAGAAGACGUCGACGUCGACGUUGGUACCAAGGCGUUGUAUGCUAAGGCUGUCGAGGAGGCUCUUCUUCCCAUUAUCCAAAACUGUCUGGAUCGUGAUGAUGAUAUUGCGCCAAGCACCGUGGAUGAGAGCUUCGGCAGUCAUGUGGAGCGAGAUGGCAAGUACGCCAAGAGAAUUGUUUACGCCAUCCGGGAGAUGUUUGGUGUAGAAUUUGCGCCAGCCGUCGUCCUUGCGGACCGGAGCGUGAGGAAACUGGCAUGGAGAAUCUGUAACGCCAAGGAGGUUUUGGCACCGUACAGCAUGUCUCACUCAAAGGGUACUACGACACCAGCAAACGAAGGAACGCCCAUGAAAAUUUGA
This is a messenger RNA of Trichoderma aggressivum f. europaeum, 2931 nucleotides long. RefSeq lists its product as uncharacterized. Gene Ontology annotation, molecular function: phosphatidylethanolamine N-methyltransferase activity. The coding region runs from base 1 to 2931 and encodes 976 amino acids. Lineage: Eukaryota; Fungi; Ascomycota; Sordariomycetes; Hypocreales; Hypocreaceae. Gene Ontology annotation, biological process: phosphatidylcholine biosynthetic process. The transcript is spliced from 3 exons. The record is from RefSeq and is a predicted model, not a curated record.